Molecule: messenger RNA, 3404 nt
Organism: Epinephelus fuscoguttatus (brown-marbled grouper)
Lineage: Eukaryota; Metazoa; Chordata; Actinopteri; Perciformes; Serranidae
Product: neuronal acetylcholine receptor subunit alpha-2-like
Exons: 9
Coding region: 806-2509 (567 amino acids)
Biological process (GO): regulation of membrane potential; nervous system process; chemical synaptic transmission
Cellular component (GO): postsynaptic membrane; neuron projection; synapse
Molecular function (GO): acetylcholine-gated monoatomic cation-selective channel activity; transmembrane signaling receptor activity
Source: RefSeq, a predicted model, not a curated record
UUGCAGUAACAAGCCGAAGACAUGGAGCAAAAUGAAGUUUCACGUAGUUCCAACCAGUAAUACGGACAGGAUGAAACAAUGGCUAUUUUUUGCUGGACAUUGACCCCAACACGCCUGUGGAAACGGUCCUGAAAAUGUCUGUGUGCUCCUGCCAUUUUUUUACCGGAGGACUAUGCUGAAAGGAUGGAACACAGAAGCUCAGGAAUGGUUCAAACGCUUUUCUUCAAAGAUACUGUCAUACCAUCUGUCGACAUCACAAAACGAGCAGACGUGCUGUCACUUUGACUAAUAGGAACACAGAGUGAUCUGCUGCUGGUGACAACUGUAUGGCAACAACUCCUUUUUGAUAUUUCCUCUUGGGACUACCACACAGAGUGAAAAAGAAAAAAUGCUGGCGUGAAAUAGCGACACAUAAGCAAACAGCUGGAGGAGAGAGGACUGCACUGGGCAUACACUGCAUACUGGAGAUAAAAUGACAUCCAUCCCGGCCUGCCUAAAAAUGGACCUAGGAGAAGGAUGACCUUCGUGGCUGUUUGACCUCCACAGUGGCCCCAUGCUGCUACGCUGUCCCACUUACAAAUUCCUGCUGGACUCCUGUCAACAAUCCAACUAAAUAAUCGGCUAUCAAAUCUCUGAUGUUUGUUCCCAAGUUGGACCUCGUGCCCACGCUGAAGAGAGGCUGCUCCAGGAUCUGUUCGCACAUUACAAUAAGCUCUCCCGGCCUGUGGAAAACACUUCAGACACAGUGCUAGUCCACUUUGGCCUGUCUAUUGCCCAGCUUAUCGAUGUGGAUGAGAAGAACCAGAUGAUGACCACAAACGUAUGGGUCAAGCAAGAAUGGAACGAUUACAAACUCCGCUGGAACCCGGAGGAAUAUGAAAAUGUCACCUCCAUUCGUAUUCCCUCAGAGAUCAUCUGGAGGCCCGACAUUGUCCUGUACAACAACGCUGAUGGCGACUUUGCCGUAACUCACCUCACAAAGGCACACCUGUUUCAUGAUGGUCGGAUAAAGUGGAUGCCACCGGCCAUUUACAAGUCUUCAUGCAGCAUAGAUGUCACCUUUUUCCCUUUUGACCAGCAAAGCUGUAAAAUGAAGUUUGGCUCGUGGACCUAUGACCGCGCCAAGAUUGAUCUGAUCAGCAUGGCCAGCGAUGUGGAUCAGAUGGACUACUGGGAGAGCGGCGAGUGGGUGAUUGUCAAUGCAGUGGGCAAGUACAAUACCAAAAAGUACGAGUGCUGCACGGAGAUCUACGCAGACAUCACUUACUACUUCAUCAUCCGGAGGCUGCCGUUGUUCUACACCAUUAACCUCAUCAUCCCCUGUCUUCUUAUCUCCUGUUUGACUGUUCUUGUGUUUUAUUUGCCAUCGCAAUGUGGAGAGAAGAUCACCUUAUGUAUCUCAGUGUUACUGUCCCUUACAGUCUUCCUCCUGCUGAUCACAGAGAUUAUACCAUCCACAUCGCUGGUGAUUCCACUGAUCGGUGAAUACCUGCUGUUCACCAUGGUCUUUGUCACGCUCUCCAUCAUAAUUACUGUGUUUGUGUUAAACGUACAUCACCGUUCACCACAAACCCAUGGCAUGCCUCACUGGGUGCGGAGAGUGUUCUUGGACAUGGUGCCUCGAGUCCUUUUCAUGAAGCGUCCGCCAGGCACAGCCAAGCAGCACUGCAAGAAGCUCAUUGAGAUGAUGCACCGUCCCCCCACCAUAUCUGCAACAGGCAACUCACAGGCCUUUUGGACAGGUUUAGAGACAGGGUUGAGACAAACAGCCCAGAUAGAGAAAAAACUCCCAAAGACUCCAUCUGACAGUCCCAGCAUCCUUGUCUGCUCACCCUCUCCACCCUCUUCCCCUCUUGAGGACCACAACAAGGAUGAUCACCCACCAAAAGCCAACAUGUUUUGCCAGUCCACAACUGGCCAGUAUUCAGUUCUCUCCGAGAAACAAUCCCUCCGAGGACACAACUCUGCGGCCUCAUCUUCUUCCCAACUGUCCUUGCCUCCAACUUUGCCACUGGGCCCACUACGCAGCCUAUCCAGGGAAGAACCAAAUACGCUGGCCCCAAAUGGCCGCUCCCACAGUGAAGAACAAGUGUGUGACCAACAGAAGGAGCUUCUCCAGAAAGCUGGGCAUCGGUGUCGCUCCCGCAGCUUUCAGUACUGCUGUCUGCACGAUGAAGGGCCUGGGCUCUUGGCAAUCGCAGGGUGGAUGAAGAAACAAACUUCUACAGAUAACCUAGCAGAAACCCUCACCGCAGAGUCCACUAAAGAUGCAAGUACCCAACAGGACAACAUGGUUCCAACUAUUUCUCCAGCUAUGCAACGGGCCAUAGAGGGAGUUCAGUACGUCGCUGAUCAUCUCAGGGCAGAGGAUGCAGAUUUUUCGGUGAAGGAGGACUGGAAGUAUGUGGCCAUGGUCAUUGACAGGAUAUUCCUCUGGAUGUUUGUGAUGGUGUGUAUACUGGGAUCUGUGGGACUCUUUCUCCCUCCCUGGCUGGCUGGAAUGAUCUAGGAACAGGUGUCUGAGAACACUGACAGGAGACAUGUUGUUGUAUGUUGGAAAAAAAAGGAAGAGAAAAGACUUGUUUAUCACUUAUCUUUUUAUUUUAUAUUUUCCAAAGCAACUCCUUGGUUUUGCCCCAGGUUAUCUAAAGGUUACUCAUGGAGAAACGAGAUGAAAUAUCUCUCAUUGAUUCCAGUGGGCAUAUAAAUUCUUUAUGAGGGCAAAAGGCCAACAGCGAAAAUACCUUUCCACACCACUCUAUUUUGACAUUGAACUGUAAAGCUCAUUCUUCACCUUUAUAAAAAAAAAAAAACUAAGAAGAAUAGAGUUUAACCCAUUUUCAACUGCAAAACACAAAAAAGACUCAGGAAAAGAUUUUUUUUUCUGAGAAAGUAAAGGUGUUUAUGAGACUGUAUAAGGCUUGGUUUACAUCUCAAUAUUAAAAUAUUCAAGUUUCAGUGCAACCUGAUUCGUCAGAAUGCAGUAAAGGAUUUCCGGGAAGGUGUGUGUGUGUGUGUGUGUGUGUGGGAGCGUGGGUGCGUGGGUGUGUGAAUCGUCACUGCUUAGGUUAGCACACAUUCAGCUCUUUGAUUUUCUAGCCCUACCAGUUAAAUAAACAUAUCUAUUCAAUAUUUCUUUUGUUAUUACCACAGCUCUUUGGUGUGAACGGGGGGGAUUCAAAGCCACUCUCUCCAGUCAUGCAAAGCCCUCCUUUCCCUCAACCGCGGCCACAUAAAAAAAAAUCAAGGGCUUGUCUACUGAAGAAGUAGAUUGGGAGUUGAAUGACUGGCCUGAUUUUCAAUUUCCAUUUUUUUUUUUUUUUUGUCAAGCAUGAUUUUCCAGCCCAUGAUCCUUCAUUCUAGGCAUUGAUAUUUUAAAGUUUAAGGUAAAUAUCAAUAAAUAA